Molecule: messenger RNA, 13628 nt
Organism: Caenorhabditis auriculariae
Lineage: Eukaryota; Metazoa; Nematoda; Chromadorea; Rhabditida; Rhabditidae
Source: the annotation of a GenBank genome assembly
AUGGUGAUAUGUGGCUGGUGUGCGGAGUCCUUCGCCGACAUGCUUUCCGACUUCGCCACCUGCAAAUCCAUGCAGCUUCCCACUUCCGAGGGACUUGAUCUGCUUUGCUCGCUUUUUGAAGCCGCUCAAAACAUCUAUGGGAUCUUCGAACUUUGCGAAUUGGUUAUUUCCUUUUUCUUUUUCUUCUCAACUAUUCCUUCAGAUGGUUCCUUGGAUGUUGCCUUGCGAAAAGGUUGUCCGUACGCUGGCGUCGGAUUGUAUUCCUGGCAGUGUUGCUGGUCAACUUUGCUAUGUUUUUGUGGCUUACAUGAGCAAGCACUGGCAAAUGUUUUUGAUGUGCGAAAGAGCUCCAAUUAUUGUAAAUUUGUGAGUUUUUAAAGAAUUACGAGUUCAAACCGAUGAUUUGAUUUCAAUUUCAGUAUGUUUCCGAUUUUCUUUUUGUGCAUUUGUUGAAAAAUAGUGUUAUUUGGCGCACUUUAAAAUCUUUUUUCUCUUGAGAGGUAAAAAAAGAGCUCAUCUACUUCAGAAUUUUAACUUUGAGGCGUGAACUAAGUAUAAAGCAAGGUCUUUUUUCCCAUUUUCUUACAACAUUUUCUCAUAGUUAAGUCAAUAUUCGUAUCCAAAAAGUACCCAACAAGCUUUCUCAUCCCAUUUUUCCAAAGUCAAAAGACGAUUUUCUGCAGGCUGUAUGAAGUCGUGGAAAAACCAAUUCGUGCCCGAGAUUAUCCGAUAACGAGCUGGAUUCGUUGCAUUGCCGCUUUUGUCUUCAACGCCAAGCAGCACCUCGAAAGAGUCUUUUCCUCUCUGAAAUAAUUUUCAAUAAUCUUUGUUUAAGUUAACCCCGUUCCAUCUGAGCGGCUGUGCCGCAGACUUUCAACGGGUAUUUGAUUUUGGACUGGGUUACACAAACGAGGGGCCGCGCAGAUUCAAUGAAAAUUUUCAAGACUUUUUUGAUAGUCCUAUGUUGUGAGUUGAACUCUGAAAAUGACUCUUAAAAUGAAUUUUGUGUUUCAGACGGUUUUAUUCUUAUCACGAGUACAAAAGGCGUCUUCUUGAGUUUGAUACGGCUGAUAAUCGAUAUUCCUUUGUGGUCAGCGCAUUAAUUGCUGCAAGGGUUUGUUGAAACUGGAGAACGCUCCAAAAUGAAUGGAGGAAUUUAGAAUACUGGACGCGAUACUGAUAGACUUUGUGAACUUGCUACUUUUUGCGGACAUGUUUCUGCACAAAUCCCUGAAAUGGCGGAUGAAUGGGUUAGUAAUCCCACAUUCUCUUUAGCUUAUUUUGUUCAUUGUUUCAGGUUGGAGCCAUCAAAGCUUUGUGCUGUUUUUCCGUUGAAUACCAUCACAUGCGAUACGCUGAACUCUACGAGAUUUACGUAUGUUUUCAAUGGUUUCUAGAAAUUCGAAAAUUCAAGGUCUUGGCCAGAAUGAUAACUGAAAGCCAAUGUUUCAGUUGACGGAUUGUCCCUCGCAUUAUCCAUUGGCGACGUUCAUUAUGCUGCUGGCCGGCAAAAUGGCGUUCAGUGUGCCUCGCUUGUGUGCCGAAAUCCUCAACUACGUGCUUCCUUUGAUGAUGAGAAAAGACGGGAGAAGAGAUACGAUUGGUAUAAAAUUAAAGUAAAAAGAAUCAUAAGAAGGUCACUUUCAGGGCAAACCGAGAGUGAACCAGGAGUUUGUUUGGCGCUGCUCAUUUUGGCCAACAUUUGCUGCAAAACUGACGAGCCAUUCAUUUGUUCGUUUCUUUUUAUUUUUUCUCAAAAUGAUCCUUUUCAUUUCAGUGGCAGAACAUUUUACUGGAACCAACGAGAAACGGAAACUUUUGGAUAAAAAUGCCGACGAAUUUUUCCUUUCAUUGAUCCACUGGUUUGUUGUCUUUUUUAAUUAUUUUGUCAAUUUCGUGCUAACAGGACUCAAAUGGACUCUGUGAUCUUUCCGAUCGUCAGCAACAUUGCCAUACUGCUUGACUCUCUUAGAGGCAGAUAUCGCGAUUUCGAGUUGGUUCUUUCACAAAGAACGUUUUAAGAGCUUGUUUCAGCCUUGAGCUAACGAUCUACCCGCUGACGAUGGAAUACCGCAGAGAAUAUUUUAUGAAUAUUGCCAAAUGGGUUCACACUUCAAUCUGUGAACAGGAAUGGGUCCGUCAUAAGAUGUUCCAAAUAGUGCAGUCGAGAAAUAUGGAGGCUUUCAAUCACGACAGGUUGAAGCAAAACUGUUUGGUGAGUUCAUCGCAAAAGUUUCCGAUCUAUUUCUGGUGUCCCAGGGUCAACAACUUCUGAGACUUUGUACAAGGAAUAAGUGCGAGAGAGAAAUAGUUCACGAGCUUUCCAUUUGCAAUGUGAACUCCAAAAAAGCGCUCAUUGACCGGCUUCUUUCCGGAGUGACACUGUGGAAUUUGAGAGCCACUAUGUUUGAUCUCAUGCUCAUGAUCAAGGAGGUAUACGAAAAAAACUUUAGAAAAAAAUUAUAAAAGUUUUUCAAAUGUAGAUUUCUCCCGACGGCGCUCAACGGCACGCUCAACAAGGAGCGAUUGCUGCCGACGCGUUGAUGAGUGAAAUUGGAAAGUGUGGUCGGGAUAUUUUUCACCGGAGCUCAUAAAAAAAGUCAAUCAACCUGCCGAGUGGAAUGGUUAAUAUAUCUUUGUCAGAUUUUAAAAAAAUUGAAACAAAUGAAUUUCAGUCCAUCUACGAUUUUCGAUUUUGUGACAUCAACAAGUACUGGCUGAUCGGCCCUCUCAUUCGGCUGUGUCCUCAACCAACGAAUGUUCCAAACCAGUUCAAUUCGUUAUCGGUAUGAUUUCGUUCUGAUUUCAAGCUUCAAUAACCAGCUUAAGGUGGCUGGAAAGUUUCUGAAAGAGGCGGCUUCUAUGCUCGAAAUCACGGUUGAUGCUUCAAAGGAGAGGCUGCAACAGAGGUAAUAUUCCUUCAAUAAAUAUUUUUGUUUCAAUAAUGUUUCUAUAGUUUUUCUCAAGGAAAUAAUCUCAUUUGUAACAAAACUUUUCAGUGCUUGGCUUCUCAAUCAGCCGACUUUCAUCAACUUGCUCAUGUCGUGUCUGAAAGCGGAAAAAAGUCAACAAAGUCGCGACGUUUUCGUCAACGCUUUGUUCUCACAAUUCCAAGCUAUCAUCAACAGGACUCGGAUGGUUUGUUAUAUCUUCACAAAUAUAAAAAUUGAAAUCGUUCACCUUCUCGAAAUCCUGUUUAGUUGAAUACGAUAGUUUGAAAACGUCGGCCCGAAAUCUUUCCUGGGCUUUCUUGAAGUUUUAUCUCGCGAAAUGAUAUUUCAUUAUGGGUUCGGCCAAUUUUUCAUUGCCUUUUAAUUAUUUUUAUGUUUUUUCUAUUGCCUCCCUCUCUUCAAUUGUGUAUUGAAAUGAAAAAUAAAAAACAUUCCAAACAUUAGAGGAUAAUUCUCUUCUCAUUUUUGUCGGCUUUGUUGGCUCACAAUCAGCCAGAUUAAUUAUGAUUUUUUAUUUGAUCAGAAAUUAAUUAUUGAGUGAUUAAUUGCAGCAGCGAAGUCAGCCGAUCGGCCGACCGGGCUUCGAUAAGUUUGCGGAGUUCAGAGAAGCAAUGUUACUGCGACUAUCUCUUGUUGGAUGCAUUUUUGAUGAGGUUAUUGAUUUUAAAAAAAAGCGGAAACUUCAUUUGCUUACUUCAGUUGUGCCGACCAAAUCAGAGCGACGGUUGGAGUCAUUUGUUCUUCCAAAUAAUGUUGCAUGGCGUCAUCAACAUUGAUAGAGAACGGUUAGAGACUCUUCAUAAUAUCACCAAGAAAAACUGAAUUCUAGAGUUCUCUUCGACACUUGCUACGAUAUGCUGUCAACCUUGAUGCUUUGGACUCUGACGGACCCUUCGACUUCGACACAAAUCCCACAAGAAGGCGAUCAGCCCAGAUUCCGCUGGCCUUCGUACUCCGCUAUCAUCAAACGUUUGAGGGUGAAUAUAUCAAUGAUUUUUCACCUCACCCAAAAAGAGUUCGAAAACAGAAAAAUUAUAACUAUCAUUCAUUCUCCUGUAUUUCGUCUCUUUCAGUAGCAAGAAAAUCAAAAAAGCGCUGAAAACUCAUUUUUUCUCAAAUUAGGGUAUGUUGGGCACAGAAAAUACUAUCAUGAAAGGUCUUUAGUUUUUGGUUGGCAUUUUUCUUAAAAUAGGUCAAAACACUUUUUGAUCUGCCAGAAGAAAAAUCCGAAAGUCAAAAUCUGCACAACUUCUUAGUUUCUGAGAAAGGAUCUUUCAAAGUCAAAAAAAAACCCUUUAAAUUUUUAGAAAACGGUUAUUUUGCGGCUUUGAACCUUUAAAAACUAACAAGAUGUGCAGAUUGAGACUUUCAAAACUUGAUAGUGUACAUCAAAAGUGUUCUGGCCAAAUUUCAAGGAAAUUCCUUUUUUUAAUUUCAUAAUCCUUUUCUCUUUUUUUCAAAGUCUUUUUAUGCUUCUGAGUUCACUCUCUGAUGCUUCGUUAACAUUUUGAUUAGUUAUAUCAUUUCUUCAUAACAAAAAAAUCAUCAAAACGACUUUUCGACGCGAUAUCUUCUGUUACUGAAAAAGUCCGAGUUUGGGACCGUGAUAGACAGCAAUUCUUAAUCCAAGUGGUUAUGUUUUCUUUUUGAAUAUUUUUAGCUUCUUAAUUAUUGCUUCGUUCAAGAUUUUUCGAAAUAGUCGAUUCGAUACCUGUACUUCUUUUCUGAGACUCUCUCUGUUUCAGAAAGAGGCUCAAGAACAGCGAAUACCAGUCGAACACCGUUCCUUGCUGCAUUUCAUUCCCAUUCCAAAGAGCAGCAUCGAUGUGAUUGCCUGUGAUAAGUACGGAAACCAGGUGAACACUGUUGUUGUGAAGGUUUGCAUGCGAAUGUUGUUUGGUCUAACUGUGUUGGUUGGACUUGCAGAACAGAGCUCCGAAAACGCCGAUGAUUUUCCCCGGGACUCGAAGAGGUCGUGUGGCUUUCCAACCUUACGAGAAAAUCAAACUCACAAUCUUCGAUUUUCUCACUGGUUAUACUCCGGAUCAAAAUUCGAAAAGCGGUUGGAAGUGGGCCUGGUUCCAGGUGAGCGUUUUUUUCUUAUGAACGGUCGGAAGAGAACGUGAUAUUCAGGCGUCGCGACUUGAUCGAUACCCGAUUGCCAUACAACGGAACAUCUCGCGAGUGUUCUCACACAAGCACUAUUUGGAGUAUGAGCGACCAUCUCUGGUAAGUCUAUCUGAAACUCCUUCAAGGAAAUCAGAGUUGCAGGGAGUGAACAUAUCAGAAUAAGUUAUUCAAAACUCUUUUUCCAAAAUCUCUUUUCUCCUUUCUCAGUAAAUUCUUAAUGUUUUAGGUUCCUAUUUUUCUUUAUUUUGUAUCAUUCCUACAUUUCAGAAUGCUUUUUUUGCCAAUCUAUUUCAUCCUAACACGGCAGAAAAUAGUAAUAUAAAUGGAGUUCGUUUCAGAAGCGGAAACUACAAGAUCACACUCGUAGAAUUCUUUGAAAGAGUUAACAAAUUAUCGUGUUGCUCACCAAUUACUCUUAUUAUUUUUGUUCCAACAAAGGUGAUUUUCGACCUCUACGAGGAAUAACAUUAACUUGAUUAGAGGUUUGCGUGCUUCGUCGAGAUUGUUAAAAAGCACGUGAAUUAGUAUUGGAUAAUGCCACAAAUGUAUUAUUAGUUUCUGUUUUGAAAAAGUUCUAGAUCUCCACAUUUCAACAAUGUGUGAUCCAUUGUUUUUUUCAAAUUUGUGGAAGGCUACGAAAAAUUCAUUUUUCACAUUUUUUUCAAGUUUAAAAAAAUUAAGCAUCAAUUAUUAAAAGCAAGUUGGUGAUAGCCGAAUCGAAACUAUCAGUCUUGUUUUACAAUUUUCGAAAAAUAAUACUUUGAAAUGAAAAUAGUGAAAAACUAGUAGCAACAUCAUUUUUCACUUCCCAGAAAGAUUAAUACCUGAAAAUGCACAAAAAGCAGUUUUCAUUGCUCACGGGGAAAGUGCAAUGCGACGCAGAUUCGAGACUUGCUAAAAAAUAUUGUGAGAUGCUCUUUGACGCCAAAAACUUUGCUUUUUUUGAAACGCAGCGAUAGGAUUUUAAUUUUCGGGCGUUAUGACUCAGCCGAAAAGCAGAAAGCGGUAUAAAAGUUUUCUAAUUGGGAUCAGAGUUCUUCAAAGUACAUCUCUUCAAGUUUUCAGCAAACCCCUUUUCCUUUUGCACUUCCCUUCUUAGGGCGUUUACAAACAUUAAAAAGAAGGUUUUCCCAGUUUUCUCAUUUGAAAAAGCCAUAGCCCACUUAUCAUUCUCCCUGCAAUCUUUAAUUGCGCAAUAAGUGUGCUGGGUAAAUUAUUGCGUCACAAUUUUCUUUCCAUUUGUCGUCUUCGAACAAUUACAACUCAAGCCUUCAUAUUGACAUUUCAGGUAGCAACAGAAGCUGUAAAGGACGAUAUCUUCCUGGCAGCGCCGGAUGUGGAGAUAACCGGAGAAAUUCGACCACCUACGCCACCAGAAGAUAAAGAGAAGGACAAGGAGAAGGAGAAAGAGAUCGAGGCUGAGAAAGCAAAGACAGAGAAAGAGGACAGCAAAGAGGCGGCGACUCCUCCCGCCGUCGCGGUAGGCAAUUUGUUUCAACUUUAGUUUUGACGCCGCUUUUGCAGCAACCGGCCGCGUCGGCGUCGACAACGCCGAAGCCAGACACGCCUGUGACGCCAACGCCGGUCGUCCCCGAAGAGCCCAAGAAAUCGCCGGUUCCAGAGCGAGUCAAUCCCAAGAACGAGGCGGUAGUCAGCACGCCAACUCCCGAACCCACCAUCGACUCCAUUACGCCAGAAAAAAGUCAGAUUUCAGUUCCGCAGGCUUUUUCUAAAGCUCAGAGUUUGAGAAUGAACUAUAAAAAAGUUUCCAAGUUUAUCAGUUAAUAACUAAUGAGAAUGUUUAUUUCAGUCGUUAGUUUUUAUUGAAUAACUUAGAAUUUAAAUUUUAUAAUUCGUAUCUAAAAAAAACUUUUUUUCCGACAUUUUUGAUUUUUUUGAACAUUUUUUUCUUAAAUUUCUGCUGUGAUAUUCGGAGACUAUGACUGAUAUUGCUUUUGGUUGAGAAAUGAACUCCCUAGAGUAUGCGAAUAAUUCUCUACAUUGGCGAAGAGUACCAAAUAUUUAAUGAAAAAAAUGUUCAAUAAAAAAAUAACAUUAUUCAAUAUUCGCCUUUUUCAAAUUAUGCAUUUAAAAAUCGCCACACCCCACAACCAAAUUUUUUUAUAAAAUUUUUCAUGUCGGGACGUGUUCAAACGGCUUUUUUUAUAAAAAGCUAUUUUUUUCUUGGUCUGUUUUUUUCUUUCUCCUAAGUGCAUUGACAAAACAUUCGCAGCUUUUUGCAGAUACUCAAAACAUAAUCCAGAAAAAAAUAUUGAAAGUUUUCUCGGAAACCUAGUUUUUUUUUCAAUUGUCAAUGAAAGCUAAAACCUAUGAAAAUUAAAAAACAAAUUAUCUAGUUGCGCCGGGAGUCGCUCCUCAGCCAAUCACGGCUUCUCCUUCUCGGGGCAGCCGCGGUGGAACGACGCGGAAACGGACUUCAGGUGCAGGUCGAUCCGCAGGACCACGGAGCAAGAGGGUCAGUUUACUCCAAAGUAGAGCACUAUCUCGAAUAAGACAUCAGAUUUGAAGCUUCAAUCUUUGAAUAUUCAUGAAAGCUGCAUAAUCCGUUGUACAGUAAAAUUGAAGCUUUCUGGAGCUUUUGUAACUGUAAUACGGUUUUUUUUUUUUUUUUUUCAAGUUGUUUGAAUAAUUUUUCCAAAAGUCAUUUCUUUAUUACACAAAAGUACAAAUCAAGUUCAUAACUAUUCUUAUCUCAGGCGGCUUCGCGGAACGAAAAUACUACAGCUGCCGCAUCCCCAAAAACCAGUCUCAAAAUGCUCCUGCGCAACAUCCUAGCGGAUGGCACGGCCAGUCUUCCAAUACUUAUCAACAAAUGGUAAUUAUCACUUCGUCUGAAUUCGAAUUUUUAAGUCGAAAAAAAACCAAAUUAUAUGACUUUCAGUCUUCUUCUCAAGCACCGAUCACCAAUGGAGCAAGCGUCGAAGCAAAGGCUAACAUCAGAAAUCUUCUGAAGAACAAACAAGAAAAGCGAAACUGUAAGUUUUUCAAUUUUGAGAUUGAAGUUUGUCUGUAAAAGUUUCUCAUAAUAUAUUUCAGUUGAGUUUCUUUUUUUGAAUAGUUUUUGAAACCUUGUCCGGUUUUCACGAUCUAAUCUCAAGCGCAUUUUCCAUUCUCAUUUUCUAUAAUUGAAAGUUAUCACAGAGCGACAAGAGCCUAAGAGCCAUUUUGAGAUUAUCCUAGUGUCACGUGGUUCGAACCUCCCCUAAUCUGAGUCAAUUUUUUUCUCACCCAUUAGUCCGUUUCUGUGAUUUCCAGUUUUUUUUACUUUUUGAGAAAAAAACAAAUUUGCUUAUGAAAAAGACAUACGGAAAAAAAGAUUUCGAAUUUCUCAGAAAAAAAUUCAACAAACUUUAAAUCACUGGUAGUUGAGUAAAAGACUCAUUUUACGAGGUUUUUCAGCGGUUGUUGCUCAACCGAAUGCUCCGUUGCUGCCCGUGCAGCAGACGCCGAAUCAGCCGACACAACAGCCAACUUCUCAGGCUCAACAUGCAUCUUCGACAGCUCCACCGCAGCUUGUUCCUCAACAAGCUCCGACCCAACCUCCGUUUCCGCCGCCAACUUCGACGCAGAAACUAUCGAAACCCAUGCAGUCUCAUCAGCCUUCACAGCCGCCAGCUGCCAGUGGGCCGUUAGGAGGAAUGCCGACGUUGCCGCAGGCGAUCCCACAAUCCCAGCAGCAGACUGCGCCGCAGCCAGUGGCGCAGGCUCCGCAAUCUUCGACGCAGUCUUUACCGCAGCCAACGACGCAGGCUCCUCAAACGUUGAAGCCGACUGCUCCUCAACUUACGCCACUAACAAUGCCGCAAACAUUGAAUCAGCCCGCUGCGAAACCAAGUUCGCAGACGCUCUCGCAGUCAAGUUCGCAGUCGAAGAUGCCGCAGUUACAACAGUCGAUGCACGCUCAACCUCAACCUCAACAGAAGCAGACAAUGCAUGGCCUUCAGCCGCCACCCAUGUCACAGAGCCUGAACCAGCCUUCUCAGCCGACGAUUCCGCCACCUGCCUACAGCAGCGAGUCCUAUCAGAACCCUCAGCUCCAUCAACAACAACACCAAUCUCAAUCUUCUCAACAACCUAAUAUCCAGCAGCAAGCUUAUCAGCAUAAUCUUCAACAACAGUCCCAAGCUCAUCAUUAUCCUCAGUCGAAUCUUCAUCAAUCUCAAGCCCAACAUCAACAUCAACAGCAAUCAUCUCAUCAUCUCAAUCUCCAGCAGCAAGCUCAUCAACAUAAUCUCCAACAACAGUCCCAAUCUCAUCACCAGCCUCAGUCGAAUCAGCUCCAUCAAUCUCUAGCCCAACAUCAGCAGCAACCUCAGCAACAGAUGCCACAAAGAGGUACGGUUCACAAACACAAAAAAUAAAUGAAUAAAUACUUCAGAUUUUCAAUCUUCCCUUGGUCAACCGUUGCCUCAAAAUCCACCUCAGUUUGCUCAGCCGGCUCUUCCACCACCCAGAACAUCUUUGGGAACUGCAAACGGUAGGAUUUUCCGAUAGGUCACUGAUUGUUGAACUCAAAUUCCUUCCAUAGUUCGAUAAAUAUAAAAACUUCUACUAUUUUUGACAUUCUUGCAAAAUUCACGGUGUCAAUGAAAUAUUUUCGGAAAAGAUUUUCGAUUUUGUGCAGACCCUGGUUUAAAAAAAAAUGUGUCAAAAUUUUUUUUACAGUUUCUUCUCAACAAGGACACGGUGUGCAAUCAGCGCAACCUACUUCGCAGGCUUCAUACCAGCCAAGAAACAACGUGGGACAGUUCACAUCCCGAGACUCCUUCACAGGCGAACAGCACCAGCAACAACAGCAGCAACAGCAGCAGCACCACCAACAGCAGCAACAUCAACAGCAGCAGCAGCAUCUUCAACAGCAGCACCAACAGCUCCAGCAACAGCAGCAUCAACAGCAGCAACAACAGCAGCUACAGCAGCAGCAGCAGCAGCUUCAGCAGCAGCAGCAGCAACAGCAGCAGCAACAACAGCAAAGUGAGCAUUUUUCUUUUUGUAAUCUAGUUGUGAUUACAGUGUGUUCUUUGCUCAUGACUGAAGUCCGAAUAUAAUGCUCUUUUUCAUUCGGAAAAUCCUUGAGAAACUUUCCUCCUUUUUAGAAAUGAUUUUCUCUCUGAAAUCGCUUAAUCAUGUUGAGGGAAAAUUUCUCACAUUUUCGAAAGAAAAAGUAACGAUAUCAGCUUACUCGGUUUGGAAUUUUUUUUUGAAAAUUUCACAGAAAAUCAAAACGAUGUCUUACUCUUAUUAGUGGUGAACAUAAGUAUCAAAUCGAAAAAAAAUUCAAAAUUUACAAAAAAAAAGCGUGUUUUUUGGAGUGGUCAACUCCAUUUAGGAUUCAUCAACAAAAAGAAAGAAUCUGUGGUCCAAAAAUUGAAGGAAUUAGCAGUAGACAGUUCGAACAAUAAAGUUACUUUUCCGUCUUUUUGCGUUCUAUUCAAAUUAAAUAUCGUGUCAAUUUCAGGUCGUGCGAGCGCCUUCCCGAUGCAGAAGCCCACUCAGAAUCUUCAACCUUCGCAACAGCCUCAGGCUCAUGCUGGAAUGACACAAAGCGGAACGCAUGCAAAGCCUCAACAUCCGCUGGGCGGAAUGAACCAGCACAUGUCGGGAAUGUCGCAGCCCGUUUCUCAUCCUGCUGCACAGUCGCUGAAUCAACCUCAGGCUGUAAACCAACCGCUCCAACCUCCUCAUUUGGCGCCUCAGGUGCAGUCCCAGCUGGCAGGAUCUCAUGGACAAGGUCAUGCCGCAAUGUCUCAGGCGGCGCAAAACCAACAACUGUCAAAACAGCCACCUACUCUGCAGCCUCAACAAAUGUUGAACCAACAGCAGCCGAAUCCCAUGCUCCAACAGAGACCGGUUCCCACUCAGGCAGUACAGCAGACGCCUCCGAAGCAGGUACCGCCGAUGAUGCAGCAAGGCACGUCUCAUCCCCAGAAGCCUGUCCAACGACCGCAGCAAAAUUACUCCGAGCAGAUUCAACCGGCGCCUCAACAUUACCCUCAACAGUCUCAACCACAGCAACCUCUUGGUCCUUCACAGCAGCAGCUUCAACUCCAGAGGCAGAUGAAACUUCAACAAAUGCAGCAACAAUCUGGCGGACAAACGGGUUAUCAACCAGGUCAAGCGGCUCCUGCUGCUCAGCAAUAUCCGGCUCAACAACCGCCAUUGCAUGCUCAGCCACACUAUGAGCCACAGCAGUAUCCGAGUAUCCAACAGAGGCCGUCUCAAUUGCAGAACCAACAAGCUGCAGUCCAGCAGCAAGCACUGCACCAAGCAUCGGCUCAAACUCAGCAUAUGGGCCAACCUCAAGCUCAGCAACAGCCGAUUCAGCCGCCCAACAUCCAGCAUCAGUCCAUGCAAAACGUUCAGCCGCAGAAUAUUCAGCAAGCUCAGAUGCAGCCGACUUCCUUGCACCAACCAUCUCUUCAACAGCCCGGAUUACAUCAGUCUGGUUCGCAACAGGCAGGAAUUCAUCAAGCAAACGUGCCUCACUCCUCUGCUCAGCACUCUGCAAUGCCCCAAUCUUCUCUGCAGCAUUCCAAUAUGUCUUCUGGGAUUCAACAACAACCUGGCUUACAAAACACCGGUGUACCUCACCCGAGUUUCCAACAAGCGGACAUGCAUCAACAGCAAUCAUCUCGACAACAUCAUUCUCAGAUCCACCAUCAGAAUCAAAUUCAACAGCAGCCCACACAAAUGCAGGCAACUCAGCAAGGUGUCCAACCAACUCAACACUUUCAGUCUUCCCAAGGUUACAUGCAGAAAAAUGUCAACGUGGCCGCUACGCUUCCUCAGAGCCAUGCUCAAGGUCAAGCCCAAGCUCAGCAUCCAGCUCAAGGACAAAAUCCAAUGGGUCAAAACCCCAUGGGUCAACCGCACUAUCAACAACCCCAAAACACACAGUUACAUCAAGCGGUUAAUCAUCAAGUCCCUCAGCAAAAAGCAGCGCCUGGACAAGCCGGUUUGACGCAAGAUCCACGAUUGGCUGCACAUCGUCAAGCCAUGGAUCAGCGACAAGCCAUGAGUCAACGCCAAGCCAUGGAUCCGCGCCAAACCAUGGAUCCACGUCAAGCCAUGGACCCACGUCAAGCCAUGGAUCCGCGCCAAACCAUGGAUCCGCGCCAAACCAUGGAUCCGCGCCAAGCCAUGGAUCCACGCCAAGCCCUAGACCAACGGCAAGCUAUGGAUCAACGCCAAGCCAUGGAUCACCGUCAAGGAAUGGACCAACGCCAAGGAAUGGAUCAAAUGGGAAUGCAGCACGGCCUCAAUAUGAAUACAGGAUCUUAUGGGCAUGAUCCAAGAAUGAACUUAGAUCCUCAACGAAUGUCGAGCCAUCAACAACUCUUGGGACAGCAAAAUCCUCAAACUCAAGUUCAGCAACAUGGAACUCUUGGUCAACCCGCUCCAAUGUCUUCUCAUCAUCAGACUUCCAGCUCAGGAAUGCAGCAGUCGAUGAUGGCUCAUAACCAGCAGACAUUGCAACCACAGAUUCCAAAUCAGUAUCAAAGUCAGCAUCAAGGAUCUGGACAGGGACACAUGAUGAGACAAAGUCAAUUGCAAAGUCAAAUGCAAAGCCAACACAUGCCAAGUCAAGUUGCUAGCCAUGCUCAAAAUUUGGGAAUGCACAGCCAUUCUCUUGGUCAGCACGACACCAGACAGCAGAUGAAUCAAAUGCAAGCUUCGCACCAAGGAAUGCCUGGAUACGGAAAUCAGCAGUCAUUGCAAAGUCAAGACCCGUCGAUGGGCCAACAACGCUAUCCGCAGCAGCCUGGAUUGGGUCAUCAGCAGAUGAUGGGCGGGAUGGAGCAGCAGCCUCAUGUUCAACCUCAUGCUCAACCAGUUCAACAGCAGUAUCAUCAGCAGUAUCCUCAGCAGAACGCACAACAGCUCCAACAACAGCCGCAGAUGUCUCAGAGCGCGAUUCAACAGCAAAUGAGCAAUUACUUCAUUCCCAAUGAUCAAAGGUAUGAUUUUCUUGUCAUUUACCGUCAAAGUAUUACUUUAUUCUCAGACUGAAAUUUUUUCAUCGCGUUUUGUAGAAAGUAAAGUUGUAGUACCGUCAGAGAAAAUACGAAAAAACGGGGUUUCGGUCACAAUUUUCUCAUGAGGAAUUCAAUUUUGCUGAAAUUUUCUGGGGUUUGAUGACUUUUAUUUUCAACACAUUGAUAAAAUUCCAGUUCACAGAAAAAAAGCAGCUUCAGAAACUUUCAAGAAGAUUGAGUUCCUUAAAAAAAAGUUGUGAAAGCCGCGAUUUUUCGUUUUUCGUCUUCUCUGACAUUACUGUAGCUAUCAAGUUUUUCUAUUAUUUUUUUCCACGAAAAAGUUUUUUCAAAUUAUAGUGAAGUUAGAUAAAAUUAUGAGCCAAAAAUUUGAGGAUUUUUGAAAAAAAGGAGAAAAAAAGGUUAUGAAUCGUCUCAAAAUCCUUUUUUCAGGAUGCCACCUUCUUAUGGUCAUCCCCAGCAACAGCCUCCUCCUCAGCAGCAGCAGCCGCAUCCGCAGUACGGUCAACACAACAUGGGACCUCAUUAUUAG